GCCACAUCUUCCACUAAAUGAUAAAGCCGCUACACCGGGAACUGGAGGCAGCUAUAAAAAACCGAGGCUAGACAACCACAUUCACGGUCUUCUGGUCGGAGGUUUGAUUUAUUUAUUUUUUUUAGUUCUCAGAAUCUCUCGAACUCUGCAUCUUACAUAUAAAUUUCUGUGGAGUUUUCAGAGCAGGAGGAAGUGUUGAGUUAACGGUUAAGUUAAGACGCCAUAAAGUGGGAAAAAGUGGGCUUUAAACAACGUGGACUUUUUUUUGGAGACUCACAUACAAGUGCUUAUUAAAAAAGGAGCAGAGGAAGCUGAGCAGCCGGCGCCGUGGAAAGUAGAAGCACAGGGAGAGUGGAGGAGUGAAACGUAGAAGGUAGAAACACUAACCGAGCUACCUGCCUGCCCGUGAAAGUGCCGUGAUCAUGGGGAAACAGAACAGCAAGCUCCGGCCCGAGGUCCUGAACGACCUGAGAGAAAACACGGAGUUCACCGACCACGAGCUGCAGGAGUGGUACCGCGGCUUCCUGAAGGACUGUCCCACCGGCCACCUCACCGUGGAGGAGUUCAAGAAGAUCUACGCCAACUUCUUUCCUUACGGAGACGCCUCAAAGUUUGCCGAGCACGUCUUCCGCACGUUCGACACAAACGGCGAUGCCACCAUUGACUUCAGGGAGUUCAUCAUCGCCCUGAGUGUGACGUCUCGCGGUGGGCUGGAGCAGAAGCUGCGCUGGGCCUUUAGCAUGUAUGACCUGGAUGGGAACGGGUACAUCAGCCGGGCAGAGAUGCUAGAGAUAGUUCAGGCAAUUUACAAGAUGGUGUCAUCAGUGAUGAAGAUGCCUGAGGAUGAGUCGACACCGGAGAAGAGGACGGAUAAGAUCUUCAGACAAAUGGACAUUGAUAAUGAUGGUAGACUGUCUUUGGAGGAGUUUAUUAAAGGUGCCAAGAGCGACCCGUCCAUUGUCAGACUGCUGCAGUCGGACCAGGGAGCCUCGCGUCAGUUCUGAGGACGUAUUGGACAAUGAGACACACACUCUAUCACGCAUGCACACCCACAUGCAUCCAGCUUCAUGCUGUUCGUCUGAUAGAGGCUUGGUCGUCACCACCCCGUCUCACCAGAAACCUUUCAUUUUAACACUCCAUGUCUUAUUGUUUACAUUAAUGUAUACUUCUCUUGUCAACGUGGCUCCGUCUCGGUGGACUAUGAAGUGCUUUUAGUUAAGCUGUCCUGUGUUUGUGCUUUUCCAAAGCUCUUUGCCUUGAAAUUGUUUCUACCCGUUUUCCUUAAGUGAAGUGCCAUAUGAUAUUUAUACUGACUGGAUUAUAUGCUUUUAAGUAUUAUGACAACCCGUUAUGUUACACUAAGAGGAAACUAAUUAAAACACUUAGUAUAAUUUGAUUCAACUUAACUGUUGAAAUGUGGCUUAUUGUUGUUCAGAAUAUCAACAGCAGCUUAAAAGGCACAAGUUGGUGUUUUGAGCAGUCUCUAUAUGCAUUUGGUAUCGCAUGCGCUCAGUGAUUUUCUGAUAUUAUAACAGUCUAUGUGAAUAAGAAGCCUGUGAUUGUUUUUAUUCCUUUUUAUUUUUGUAACAAAAAUGUCAUUUUGUUUUCACACAAUUGAAAUAAAGUCGUGUAAGAAAAAUCUACACAAGAA
This is a messenger RNA of Amphiprion ocellaris (clown anemonefish), 1651 nucleotides long. RefSeq names its product hippocalcin-like 1 (gene hpcal1). The record is from RefSeq and is a predicted model, not a curated record. Lineage: Eukaryota; Metazoa; Chordata; Actinopteri; Pomacentridae. The coding region runs from base 423 to 1004 and encodes 193 amino acids. Gene Ontology annotation, molecular function: calcium ion binding. The transcript is spliced from 4 exons.